Meloidogyne enterolobii is the source of this 1798-nucleotide messenger RNA. Lineage: Eukaryota; Metazoa; Nematoda; Chromadorea; Rhabditida; Meloidogynidae. The record is from the annotation of a GenBank genome assembly.
AUGACAUCAUCACCUCAAAUACGUCGUCAUCAAACAACUAGUACAACAACAACAGCGUCACAGAUGCCAAAACUUUUGCAUGCUUUUUGUUGUUGUUUAAGGCCUAAUCCUUUGAAUGAAAAAAACGACUCACGAUCUACUUGUGUUAAUACUAACAACAAUGUUUACGAUUCUUCUAGAGGAAUAUUACAACCAAUUGCUAAGACUGGAUCACCUAUAGUUAACAAAACAUCAGUUAGAUUAGCAGGAGAUUUGCGCCAAAGGCUUGACCCUACUACAACGACAAAAAGUGGAGGAAAAAGCAAAACUAAACAUGGAUUUAGUUUUAUUAUUGGAGGAGGGAAAGGCCAUCAACAACAACAAAAAAGAAUGGCAACACAAAUUACAGUUGAUGGAAAUUCUAAUAUAAUUGCUUCAAGUAAUAAUUGCUCAAACAACAAUAACAACAAUAAUACUAGCAAUAUUGCUAUUGAUGGACCUUUUCUUGGAAGUGAUAAUAAACAAAAUGAGCACUCAACAAGUAAUUGGUCAUCAUCACAAGCUGUUCAACAACAGCAACAACAAAAUAAUUGCUCUUCUCCAAUAACUUCACGGGUACAAUGGCCAUUAGCAGCAGCACCUCUUUUAUCUAGUCCAACACAUCGAGAUAGAAAUAAAAAGUGCUUAAUUUUGGAUUUGGAUGAAACAUUGGUUCAUUCUUCAUUUAAACCUGUCAAAAAUGCCGAUUUUGUUAUUCCUAUAGAAAUAGACAACGUUGUCCAUCAAGUUUAUGUUUUAAAAAGGCCACAUACUGAUCAUUUUUUGGAGAGAGUUGGUGCUCUUUUUGAAUGUGUUCUCUUCACUGCAUCGUUGGCUAAGUAUGCUGAUCCUGUAGCAGAUUUAUUGGAUAGACGUCAAGUAUUUCGCUUUCGUCUUUUUCGUGAAGCUUGCGUAUUUUUUGAGGGUAAUUAUGUUAAGGAUUUGGAAAAAUUGGGAAGAGAUUUACGCAAAGUUGUUAUUAUUGAUAAUUCACCAGCUAGUUAUGCCUUCCAUCCUAAUAAUUCUUUACCAAUCCGUACUUGGUUUGAUGAUCCGGAUGAUACUGAACUUUUGGACCUUUUACCUAUAUUAGAAGAAUUGGCUAGAGUAGAAGAUAUUUAUUCUUUAAUUGGCAACUUUCCUGCUUCUCUUCCCUCGUUACAACAACAACAACGUUAUCAACAGCAGCAACAACGACUUCAACAACAAUAUUCUUCCCCAUAUUAUCAAUCAACAACAACAACGAGUACAACAGGUCCUUCUUCAAUUAUAACACAAGCACCAAUGCCUUCUUGUGAUGCUAAUAACAAUACUACUAAAGCAUUUUCUACACUUUCAAUACGUAAUGGAGAAGAAGAGGAGGAUCAAAAAAAUAAACAACAAAAACAAUCAUCUUCAUUAAUAUAUAUUCAAAUGGAUAAUAAUAAUAGAAGGGGAGGAGGAGGAGUAGAAGAUGAAGAGAAUAAUAAUAUGAAGAAAAAAAGGGAAGAAAAUUUAAGACAAGAAGAAUUGCAAAGGUUAAGAAGAAGGAAUAAUAAUAAUAACAACAGCAAUGUUUACAAUAAUGUUUUGGAUACUUCAAACAUUUCAACAACAACAAACAACAUCAAUUUAAAUAAUAACAGAAAUAAUUCUGCUGCUUCUAGCAAUGUUGUAGAUUAUUAUUCAAUGUCUAGACCUUCAACUUCUUUUGGAGGGAAGAAAUGGAAAUAAAUAAAACUUGGUGAGAGGUAAAUAUAAUUUAUUCCGGAAUAGAGAAAAAUAAACUUUCCGGAAGGUU